AGAGAACUUGGUGAGCUCUCCCCAUGGCUGUCUUAUUCCUCCUCCUUCUGUUCCUCUGUGGGCUUCCCCAGGCUGAAGCAGACAGCAUCCAGGCCAUCUAUGUGGUCUUGGGGGAGGCACUGGAGCUGCCAUGUCCCUCACCACCCGCCCUGCAUGGAGACGAAUUCCUGUCCUGGUUUCGCAGCCCAGCAGCAGGCUCCUCCACUGCUUUAGUGGCCCACGUCCAAGUGGCCAGGCCCUCCCCAGACCCUGGGAAGCCCAGAAGGGAAUCCAGGCUCAAACUGCUUGGAAACUACUCUUUGUGGCUGGAGGGGUCCAAGGCAGGAGACGCCGGGCGGUACUGGUGCGCCGUGCUGGGUCAGCGCUACAGGUACCAGAACUGGAGGGUGUAUGACGUCUCCGUGCUCAGAGGAUCCCAGUUCUCUGCGAGGGCUGCAGAUGGAUCUUCCUGCUCUGUCCUCCUGUGCUCUGUGAUCCCUGCCAGGAGCCUGGAGUCUGUGACCUGGCAGGAGGGGAAGGGUCCUGCGAAGAGGGAUGUGCAGUCCUUCUGGGGUGAUGGGGCUACCCUGCUCUUGGUGUGUCCUGGAGAGGGGCUUCCUGAGCCCAGGGCACGUAAACCAGGAAUCAUCCGCUGCCUCGCGCCUCAGAACAAAGGGAUCAGCUUUAGCCUGGCAGCCUCCACGGAUGCCUCCCCUGCCCUCUGUGUCCCUUCCGCAGACUGGGAUGUGGCCUGGAUCCUGACGCUGUUGCUCACAGUGGGCCAGGGGUUCACAAUCGUGGUCCUCGGCGUCAUGCUCUGGAGGCAGAGGGCCCAGGGGGCUCAACACAGAAAUGCCUCGUGUCCUCAGUUCAAACCCGAGAUCCAGGUCUAUGAGAACAUCCAUUUGGCCCAUCUCAGCCCACCUGCCCCUAAAACCAGGUGACCUCAAGGACAUCUGCUAGGAAGUGUGACCUGCUGACUCCCU
Dama dama (fallow deer) is the source of this 965-nucleotide messenger RNA. It is a transcript of the gene LY6G6F, whose product is annotated as lymphocyte antigen 6 family member G6F. NCBI's taxonomy places the organism in Eukaryota, Metazoa, Chordata, Mammalia, Artiodactyla, Cervidae. Bases 24 to 923 code for a protein of 299 amino acids. The record is from RefSeq and is a predicted model, not a curated record. The transcript is spliced from 6 exons.